AUGCCAUCACCUGACGAUUGUGUGAUUGAGGUCGCGACGCUCGAGCAACGCUAUGCCGCCUCGGAAGGCGCUCGACCGGACUUCGCCCCUCAUGCGACACCAGAGGAGUAUCGGAAAUGGUACGACCGCAAGCUGAAGGCCGAGUUCGCUCAGAACGGGCGGUGGAUAGGCUGGGUACUGAUCCAGCGGAGGACCUCUGGACCUGUGCUGAGCUAUCUCGAGACCGUCAGGAGGGACGGCUGGUCCAAGGACGAUGAGGGCAAGGUCGAAAUGACGUCGAUGUACGGGGUCGUCUACGUCUUCACUCCUCCUGCAAACCGAAAGCAUGGAUAUGCUACUCGGCUCCUUCGACAGCUCCACUAUGUCCUCGCCGGCACGCAGGGCGCACUGCCCCCUUGGCCCGAAGCAUGGGGCGCCUUACCCGACCUCCCCUCCACUCUUAAUCUUCCACCAAGCUGUCUCUCCUACCUCUCAUCGGCGGCUCCACUCGGUUUCUACGAACGGGCGUACAUCGGGCCAGACGAGAAUCAUCGGCUCGGCUGGGAGGAACGCCGUACCACCGAGAAUGCCUUCGUCAGGGGAAAACUUGACGGGGUCAAUACAUCCGCCACCUUUGGCGACUCGGGCUACACUGCGGUCGAUAUCUACUACGGCGAGAUGCUGAGCCUCGCGAGCGAAAUGUCCAAGGUCGAGCAGUCCGCUCUCGAGCGGACCACGAUUCCGCCCGGUACCACCGCUUUCCGCGUGGAUCCCACCAGCGAGGGUACGCUUGCCUUCAUCAAGCCUCACCUGCCACUCGGGUGCGACCGAUUUCCCGAGCGCGACACCUCCACCUGGGUCCAUGGCGUCCGCCUUAUCCCGUCCGGACAAUCCCCUCGACCGUAUCACGCAACCGAUCCGAUUUGUCUCUUCAUACCUCACGGCUUCAAAGACGGCGAGCUGCUCAUCACCUACCUGGACGGCUGGGAUGAGCGGCUUGUCAAGCCACUUCUGGCGUAUCUGAGGGAGGUGGGGAGGAAGAUGGACCCGCCAUGCGAUAUGGUCUGGGCGUGGGGUCUGGACGAGACAGCCGGCUUUGUACAGGCGGUAUGCGAGAUGGGGGGGAAGUAUGGGUACAGGGGUGACAAGGCGCACAGGUUCUGUCCGGCCGGAGUGGCUUGGUAUGGGGAUGCUCAGGCUAAGGGGAGAUUGGACGGUCUGCAGGCGUGGGCAUGGCUUUAG
This is a messenger RNA of Dioszegia hungarica, 1221 nucleotides long. RefSeq lists its product as uncharacterized. The transcript has 4 exons. Lineage: Eukaryota; Fungi; Basidiomycota; Tremellomycetes; Tremellales; Bulleribasidiaceae. The coding region runs from base 1 to 1221 and encodes 406 amino acids. The record is from RefSeq and is a predicted model, not a curated record.